Molecule: messenger RNA, 429 nt
Organism: Meloidogyne enterolobii
Lineage: Eukaryota; Metazoa; Nematoda; Chromadorea; Rhabditida; Meloidogynidae
Source: the annotation of a GenBank genome assembly
AUGAACUGGGCAAAUAUGCAAUACACUCAAUCCAAAAAUUUUUCUGGGGCCGAUAAUGGUGCCCUACAAUUACAUAUAUUACAAACAGUUAUUCCAGGUGCUAGAGCUGAAAUUAAGCUUUGGAAUUUAGCUAAUAACUAUGAGCGUUAUAUGGGCUAUGUGACUUGUGUUAAAACAGCUUUAGGGGCUACACGUAUAUGGCCUGGUAAAUUGCGAAUUUUAAGACGAGGGCAUGCUUGGAUACGAGACUGGUUUUUAACUACAGAUUCUUGGUCAGCACGUGAUUUUAUGUUGCAUGAAGUCAGAAGUCAACUAGCACAAGCAGAAAAAUCAGGAGGUGUUGCAUUCCCGAAAGAAGGAAGGGUUUUGGCACAUUUAACUGAACCUGAUGUUGGUGAAUGUUAUCCGGAAUGUGAUUAUUGGACAUAA